GCAGCGGCCACCCGUUACUUCACGCCUCCGCCUCCUCGUCCGGUAGGCUGCUGCAGGGGUCAGGCGACCGCCGUUAUUCACGAUGUCCACCUCCUCCCCAGCUGUCACGUCGUCCCCAACUGCGCCAGCAACAAGCUCGGCAUCGCACAAGCCCAACCAGUCUAUGGGCCCCGUGCUCUGCCCUUUCUGUGACAAGGAAUUGCCAGAGAGCCUGAUCUGCCCAGCAAGAGCCCCACCAGAGGUCAAUGGGUCAGCUUCGGAUGCUGACGUGUCGACGUCCGCGCUCAUGAACUCGGAGGGCGAUGCGGACCGAGCAGAUACCAUGGCGUCCAAAGCUGCGAUCAGCGAUGACGAUAUUCAACGCUGGUCACUUGUGGCCGGCGUGACGGUUGCCGCCCCAUCAAAGCCUGCGCCCCUUGCUAUGUCCGCAGUCAGCGAUGACGCCAAGCCAGUGCCCCUGUUACCACCACCACCACCGGCAAGAGCAUCCCCUAAGCCUACCAAAACGCGCUUUGGGUUCUUCGCCAAGAAUAAGUCUGUGGCAUCAGCGGCCGAGGACGAGGACAGUGAUUCAGACGGUAUCAUCUCCGGAUACGCACGAUUAGGCGCCCCUGGCUCCGAUGAGGAGGGCGAUGAUGACUACGAAAGUGACAAGGAGAUUUCGUUCAAGCCUCGACCUCGAAAUGUGACGCAGUCGGAGAGUGCGCCUUCGCGGCCCGAAACCCCAGCUCUGGCUCCUCCAAUCGCCCUCAAAGAAAGCACCGGUGCUGGAGAUGCAGAGCUCAAGUCCGUGCUGCGCGAGGUGCUGAGCCGCGUGCAUGCAUUGGUGAGCACAUCCCACGGGCCAGCUGACCGCAGUCCCAAUCGCAUGCCGAGUUGCAGUCGUCACACACGACGUUGCUCACAUCGCUCAAGAUCGCGCGCUCAAACCUCGUGAUGGCUGAAGCCAACACCGAGAUGCUAGAGGCCGAAUUACGGCGGGCAAAGGCCACUGCGGCCAACGCCGCUCGGACCAGCACGCCCCUGGCUAGAUCUUCGGGUGACGCCGCACGGCCCUCGAUCGACACCAGAGCCUC
This is a messenger RNA of Cutaneotrichosporon oleaginosum, 1076 nucleotides long. RefSeq lists its product as uncharacterized. NCBI's taxonomy places the organism in Eukaryota, Fungi, Basidiomycota, Tremellomycetes, Trichosporonales, Trichosporonaceae. The record is from RefSeq and is a predicted model, not a curated record.